Octopus bimaculoides (California two-spot octopus) is the source of this 2779-nucleotide messenger RNA. RefSeq names its product rho guanine nucleotide exchange factor 38. Gene Ontology annotation, cellular component: cytoplasm. The record is from RefSeq and is a predicted model, not a curated record. Gene Ontology annotation, molecular function: guanyl-nucleotide exchange factor activity; protein binding. Lineage: Eukaryota; Metazoa; Mollusca; Cephalopoda; Octopoda; Octopodidae.
GAAUAUUAUUUUAGCAAGUUUAAAGUGAUUUCUUUUGUGCAUUAAACCAUUUACCAUUUCUGCGGUGCCCCCUCCUUCUCUUGAGUCCUAAGCAUGUGCUCAUUUUGCUUAAUGGUUAAUCCAGUGCUGAUGACAUCUCUGGCUAAUUGGUUGAGCUUUCAUACCUUAAAAAGAGAGUUGUAUUUGAAAGUGUGCUUAGAAACUGGAAUUAUAAGACAAUCUCUUCUUAGUGGGAGGGACCAUGAUGGAUGGAAUAAUUUGGUGAUGAGAUCCAUUGUAGUCUGACAUAGUCAAGAUAAAAGUUUGAGUAUCCAAAUCAUUUACUUCAAAACUCUAUAACUAAGUUCUCCAAUCAACUUUGCUCUUUUUACGCAGCUUGUCUGCUUAUUUCUCUAAACAAGCGUCAACAAAGUAGCAACAAGCAAGCAUAUAGGAAAUUGAAAAUAGCUAUAUUAUCAAUAUGCAGUGCAGGACCAAGUGGAUGAUCCUGUUGAUUUCCCAAGAUGUCUUGAAAUGACUGCUUGUGUGUCACAAUGUCAGUUGAUGAUAUAAAGAAAGAGUGUGAAACAGAAAAUCGUAAAAAAGAACGGGAAAGUUUGAUACAAGAAAUACUCGAUACUGAAACUAAUUAUGUCAGUGACCUAAAGUGUUGUGUUGAUAUAUUUUUAAAACCUUCUGAUGCAGACAAAUUCAAUUCUGAAGGAGUUACAAUUGACCAACUUUUCUUAAACUUUGAAAAAAUUUAUGAAACUUCUGAGAAAUUAUUAAAGCUUCUGAACAAACAUGUGAAAGGAUUUGAUUUUAACCAACAAAUUGUGGGUCAGUGUUUCCUGGAAGUGUCAAAGGAAUUAGAAAAUGUGUAUUCUUAUUAUUGUGUCAACAUCACUUCUGCCCUGGAAUAUGAAAGUGAGGUAGCACAGCAUCCUCUGAUUUUGGACAAAAUCAAGCAGUUAACUGAUCAUUACCAGAACACAACUCAAAUAAUUGCUCUAAAUUCAUUGCUAACAAAGCCUGUACAAAGAAUCACUAAAUAUCAUUUAUUACUUGAAUCUCUGCUAGCGGUUACUGAAGUGAGUCAUAUUGACUUCAGUGGACUGGACCAAGCCCACUCUUGCAUGAAGAAUGUUGCCAAUAAUGUGAAUGAGAGUAUACGAGCAAAAGAAAUUGUCACUAAAUAUCUUCGACCCAGUAAUGCUAGCUUCCGCAGUAAAAUUGCCAGUAUCUCUUCACAUGCAGUUGAGAAGAAACUUAGACGACUCAAAGGAGUUGUUGUUUCUAAAACAGGAUUAACACCCACAGUUGAAGAUGAGGAAUUUGAUUGUAAUCUGCAAAAAUUUAUUUCUGUUCAGAAAACUGUGUCUGAUUUAAAAAAGAACCUUGAAGAUUACCUCAAAGAAUUUGAGAAAUCAACAAUCACUUUCGAUGAAUUUGUUAAUCAUGUUGUUGAUUUAUAUGGAGACGCAGCAAGGAAUUCAUUUGUCUCUCAUUUACAAGAACUCAACAGGUCUUCUUGUUCUUUUUGUCAAUCAGUAGUAGAGAAGGUAACAACUUUGCUUCUUCGACCCUUAAUUGUGCUAAUUAAACUAUAUGAAGGACCAGAGGCUCUGAUAAAAAAACGGAAUGAUAAAUUAAUGGAGAUAUAUGGUAAUGAAUCUUUGGAGUUGGUGAAAAAAGAAUAUGAAUCCUUAAACUGUCAAUUGAUAAAGGGCUUGCCAGACCUGUGUAGAAUAUCAUCAGAAGUUGUCUUGGACAUUAUUGUAAACUUCAUACUACUUAAGAAUUACUAUCAAGAUCUCUGGUUUACAGAAUUGAAGAAAUUUAUUGAAUUUAUUGAAAUGAAGGAUGACAAGAAUCAAAAUGAACCCAGCAACUGGCAGAUAUUACUUAAUAUACCUGUGUUACCUUCUGAAACAUGCAGCUAUAUUUUUCCAAUAAAUACAAACAAAGCAACUAUACCAAAAACGGGUAUGAAUACUGAUAUUUUUCCAGUAACAGGUAAUAUUGAGCUGAAGCAGUCACUGAUGAUUGAUGAAGAUGAUGGUUUCUACUUUGCAAAAAUCCCUUAUGAUGCACAAGCUAACCAACCAGAAGUAUCUCUCUAUGAAGGACAGUUUGUUACAGUCAUUACAAAGAACGAUGGAUGUGGAAAUACUGAAUGGUGGAGAGUUGACAUAGGUGACAAUGUUGGAUACUGUCCAGCUGUCUGCUUGGAAAAAGCAACCAAUUUCAUGGAAACUGAAGAAAUACUUUUCGAAGAUAUUACCAAUGUACAGAUCCACAAAUGUCCAUAAUGUCCAAAUGUAUUACAAAUGUACAGGUCCACAAUGUCCGGGUAGAUGGGGAUUAACACAUGCUUUUAAAAUAAAAGAAUUUUAUUUAAUUAUAAUGUUAAUGAAUAAUAUUUUCAAAAUGAUUUUCAUCAUUUUCAAUGCAUAACUUGAUGCACCUUGCAAAAUUCAGGUGAACUCCAUUAAAUAAGUCUACAUAAGUCUACGUUGCCAUCAAUUUCAGCACACUGACUGGUAAUGCGUUCUCUCGUGUGGUUUAAAUCUGUAAUCUUUAUUGAGUAAACUUUCUCUUUCAACAUACCCCAGAAAAAAAAGUCAAGGGGAGGAAGGUAAACAAAAGUAAAAGAGGAAAAUUAUCAUUUCUUAUAUUUAAUUGUUUAUGUUAUGAUUUUAUUUACACCAUGUACCCAAACUUUGUAGACACCCUGUACAUACUUUCUAUCAUUAAUUGUAAAAUUGUAUUUAUACUAAUAAAAUUAUAAUUGUUUACA